This is a messenger RNA of Nylanderia fulva, 2193 nucleotides long. Its product is annotated as putative sodium-dependent multivitamin transporter. Gene Ontology annotation, molecular function: symporter activity. The record is from RefSeq and is a predicted model, not a curated record. Gene Ontology annotation, cellular component: membrane. Gene Ontology annotation, biological process: transmembrane transport; sodium ion transport. Lineage: Eukaryota; Metazoa; Arthropoda; Insecta; Hymenoptera; Formicidae.
CUUGUCGAACACUCGUAAAUAUUUGCAUCUUCGUAUUCUAUGUUCUCAAAAGUGUAUAUAAAAGUUAUUUCAGUUCCUCAUCUUUCGCUCAAAAUUUAAAUAUUUGGAUUAAAAAUAAACUUCGUCUUUCGAGUGAAUAGUGUAUAGUGUAGGUGUAAAUUUUACAAGAUGGGCACAUCAAUUAUCGAGGGCGAAAUCCAUAGAUUGCAAUGGGAGGAUUACCUCGUGAUUGCCGCAAUCAUGUCAAUUUCUAUCCUCAUAGGGAUUUACUAUCGAUUCAGCGGUGGUCGACAACGUACUGCAGCGGAAUAUUUUACCGCGGACAGUUCGCUAGGCGUUUUUCCUCUCGCAAUCGCCAUGAUGGCCUCCCAUAUAUCAGCAAUUUCUAUGCUCGGAAUGAGCGGGGAAACUUACAUCCGCGGCUUGUUUGUCGUACUAUUCUAUACUACAAACAUUUUUGUCGUGCCAAUCGUAGGUAUCUGCUAUCUACCAGUCUUCUUCGAGCUCAAGGUCGUAAGCAUCUACGAGUAUCUGGAGAAACGAUUUGGAUUGUAUAUGCGAUUGUUAGUGAGCGCGGCUAAUUUCACCGAAACGAUGUUGCUGACUGGUGUGAUGCUAUAUGCACCUUCGUUAGCUCUCGAGGCCACCACAGGAUUAUCGAGUUUUAUGAGCAUCUCGGUACUCUCCGUAAUUUGCACCUUCUAUUCAACGAUAGGUGGCAUCAAAGCGGUGUUGGUCACCGAUAUAUUCCAGGGUUUGCUCAUGAUCGUUGCCCUUAGCACUAUCAUCUUCAUUGUUGCUGGCGAGGUUGGAGGAAUCGGUGGUAUUUGGCGCAUUGCUUCGGAAGGAAACCGUCUCGAUUUCUCCAACGUGAGUUUGGAUCCAACUGUGCAAUACACGUGGUGGAGUCUUUUGUUCGGCGGAGGAGCGAUAGCUCUAUCAUAUCUCGCAGUGAAUCAAGUGCAAGUCCAACGUUUAAUGACUGUUAAAAACGUGAAGGUGGCUACGUAUGCCCUGCUGCUGUGCGGUCCUUUCAUCACAUUCGUGGGUUUCCUGACUUGUUUCGCCGGCUUGUCGAUCUACGCGAUCUACACAGAGUGCGAUCCCGUGGCCUCGAACAAGAUCAGCACUUACGACAAACUGGUACCAUUCUUCACCGCGGAGAGAUUGUCGCCCGGCUUGGUGGGUCUUAUCAUUUCCGGUAUCUUCAGCGCCAGCUUGAGCACCAUUUCCGCCAUGAUGAACUCGCUGGCCGCGGUGGCGCUGGAGGAUUACGUUAAGCCGCUGCAUCGAAAGUUCGGAGUGGAGUUUUCCGAUAAGAGGGCCACCUUCACGGCCAAGGCGCUCACGGUUGUGAACGGCAUCAUUUGUCUGUUCUUAGCCCUGCUGGCGAAGACGAUGGGCAGCCUGGUCGCCGCCGCCUUCAGCAUCCACGGCGCUAUCGGCGGACCCAUUCUGGGUAUCUUCACUCUGGGAAUGGUGUUCGAGAGCGCCAACGAAAUUGGAACCAUCAUCGGCAUGAUUACGGCGUUGAUCGUUUGUUUGUGGGCCGCGUUCGGGUACCCGAAACCACCUGUCCCGAAGCUACCGACGUCGAUCGAGGGUUGCGCGAAUGCCACAGUAUUGCUCGCCGAACAGAUGAAGCUCAACAGCACUGUCGAACCGGACAAUUCGUCGUACUUCUACCUCUAUCGCAUUUCCUAUUUAUGGUAUAAUCCUAUGGGACUGAUAAUUACUUUAGUAGUUGGAUAUACGGCGAGCCUUGCAGUACAGUUUAUUCAACGCAGAAGCAUUAUUGAACACGAUCCAAGUUUGUUUAUGCCAUUUGUGGCCGCGAGAAUCAGACGGCGACGCCAAGACGCGCAGAAAACUACUAACAGUCAGCUCUUCGUUCUGGAACCUAGCCAUAUGAAAUGAGGCUUUUUUUAGUUAAAUAUAACCUGCAAUUAUUUAGAGACAAAAAUAUGUUACUUCAAGUCGAGCGAUCGGUAAAAUGAUUCAGUAUGCUUAAUAUUAUAAGGAUACUAUUAUAUGGACUGACUCUCUAUUAUUAUUAUAAAGAUAAGGCCAGAAACUUAUUUUGAUAUCCGUCUACGUCUUUUCCAUAGCAUGUAUUUUUAUCAAGUUUUUCAUCGAUAUAAUGUAAGUUAUUAUAAAUAAAAAACGUAGGUUAGUUAAAUGUAUUGAGUAACU